Molecule: messenger RNA, 948 nt
Organism: Notolabrus celidotus (New Zealand spotty)
Lineage: Eukaryota; Metazoa; Chordata; Actinopteri; Labriformes; Labridae
Product: protein B4
Exons: 5
Coding region: 99-884 (261 amino acids)
Biological process (GO): nucleosome assembly
Cellular component (GO): nucleosome
Molecular function (GO): structural constituent of chromatin; DNA binding
Source: RefSeq, a predicted model, not a curated record
ACGCCGGGGACUGAAAACGUGGUGCCUUACUUUUAGACUUGACAUAUCCCGAUCUAUAGGUGCUUUGUAGCGUUACUUUUUAUUCUGACUUUGCAGUAAUGCCUCCUAAAAAGGCAGCAGCGGACUCUGUUGAGGUUCCUGAGUCCUCCAGCGAUGCUCUGGUGGAGGAAAAUGUCGAGGAAAAAUCAGAUGAUGCGCCGCUGCGCAAACCUGCAGCUCAUCCCUCCACAGCCAUUAUGGUACGAGAAGCACUUCAAGAGCUGGACUCCCGUAAAGGCGUGUCAUCCCAGGCCAUACAGAGUUAUAUCAAACAAAAAUACCCAUCCGUCGAUUUGGUUCGGUUGAAGCACUUGGUCAGAAGAGCCCUAAAAAAGGGAAUCGAGACCGGCACAUUGGUGCGCCCUGCCAACUCCAACGUCACUACAGGCGCAACGGGAAAAUUUAGGCUUGCACAAAAAGGCAAAGAGCCAAAGACAAAAAGUGAGAACACUGAUCCAAAUGUGCAGAAAGUGACCAAAGCAGCGAAGGAUGGCGCCAAAAAGCCCAAAACCGCAGGUACCACAAAGAAGAGGGAGACAGAAAAUGAAGAGACCAAGGAAAAGAAGGAUACAAAGCCUCCCAAAAAGUCAAAGAAAGACGAAGGGGCUCCGGCAAAGCCUGCUCCAGCAAAAAAGCCAGCUGCCAAAAAAGCUGCAGUGAAAGGCGACGGUGAGGGAACCGCCGAUUCAGCCAUAAAGAAGUCAGCAAAAACGACUAAAGGGGUGACGAAGACUACAAAGGAGGCAAAGGCAGGAAAGGCUUCCCAGAGUAAGGCUGCUAAAGCAGGAAGUGAUGCCUCUGCUCCAAAAGCACCUGGGAAGCGAGGGAAGAAGGCUGUAGAGUAAUGUUGUAAUUAUUAACUGAUGUUUUUAAACUAUUUCACUUUGCAAUAAAAUCUUAAUUUUUUGA